This is a messenger RNA of Dujonia railenensis, 1932 nucleotides long. The record is from the annotation of a GenBank genome assembly. Lineage: Eukaryota; Fungi; Ascomycota; Pichiomycetes; Serinales; Debaryomycetaceae.
AUGCCCAGAAAUACAUCCUCCGGAGUUCGGGGCCCCAACUCUGCUUUGACAGAGUUCUUAAGGAACGAAGGUAUCACUGAGAAUUUCAAUCGUCGUAGGCAAGAAGUCGUUGCGGCCGAGACAGACACUUCAGAAGCUGAAGUGACACCUGCACCCGCCUCUGCUAGAACUAGAACUCGAACUCGAACCAGAGCCAGGGCGAGCACGAGAACAAGAUCCAGGGCUACGAUAGGCGAUGACGAUGACGAUGAUGAUGAUGAUGAAGAAGAAGAGGAGGAUGAAGAAAUCACCCAAAUCAAAGAAGCUGCAAAAAGAAAGCGUAGAGCAGCUGCAAAGAGACGCAACUCUCCAUCCGAAUCUUCAGAUUCGGACUUUGAUUUAUCGGAUGAAGAUGCUUUGGCUAAUGGAAGCAAGUUCAAAAAAUUCGGUGAAGAGGACGAGUGCGUGGACUGUGAGUCUACCUUUCUAAUCACAGUCUACUCUCGUUAUGAUAAGGAUAGGAAGGGCUACCUUUGUGAAACUUGUAACGAAGAAUUGAAGAAAAGAGAACGUAAUGCUCGUAGAAAUCAGUUGAACGCACGUAAAAAGAGAAAGAAGAUGGCGCUGGCUUUAUUAGAUAAAACCGAGGUUAAAGUUCCCUCUUUACAAGAUAUUUGUAUAAAGAGGAUCACACAGAAUAUCGAAGAUGUAGAUGUCCUUGGAGAUAUUGGCCAGGCUAAUUUGAAUAAGAUAUCCAAGAUUCUUUCGAGAAACAGAUCGCUCAACAACUCUACGAUAUCGUUGUUCUUGAAUCCUGGCUUGAAGAGCUUAGAAUUUUGGGACUGUUCUAACGUUGAUUCGGAUUCUUUGAAUAAAAUUGCCCUGUACUGCCCUGGCUUAGAGUCGUUGACCUUGUUCAUGUGUGGUCAUUUGCACAAUGAUAACUUAAAAUACUAUUCGACAAAUCUUUGUAAUUUGAAAGAACUACUGCUAAAUGGACCAUUCUUGAUAAGUGAUAUUAUGUGGCAAGAUUACUUUGAAUCUCCAGGUACCAAUUUGUCAAUGUUUGAGAUUAGAAAUACCCAUAGAUUCGGUAAUGAUUCACUCAUCUGCUUAUUGGAAAAUUUUGGUAAGGAAUUGACGCUGCUAAAACUUUCAAGGUUAGACGGACUAAACUCUGCUGCCAUUUAUGAGUUGAUUCCCCAUUACUUGGAAACAAAUUCAUUAAUUUCAUUGGAACUCUCUUACCCUACUUCAGAGGACUUGAUAACUGAUGAAUUAUUGAUUAAUAUCCUUUCUGUCACUGGUGAAACGAUUACUAAUUUGAACGUUGAUGGAUGCAUAAACUUGACUGAUAAGUUUCUUUUGGAAGGAGUUUGUAAGUUCUGUCCUAAUUUGACUUCUCUCUCUAUGAAACUUGUUGAUCAAGUUACAAAUGAAGGUUUUGCAAAAGCUUUUACUGAUUACAAGGAGGUGAACAGCAGUGGAUUGACUGAGGUGGCAUUGACGAAAUGUACCGGCUUGGGUGACGAAGCAAUUUACAGUUUACUAUCACACUCAAGUCAUACGCUAUUGGAACUAAAUUUGAAUUCCAUUCACAAGAUAACUAGACAUUUUUGGCUACAGAUAUUUACUGAUGAUUACAAUGCUUCAAAGAAAGCAUUGAAAGAAGCAGUUGAACAAGAAGAACUACAACCGCAGAACAAUGAAAACGAUGAUGAUGAGGAAGUGUCUCAAAAUAUCCAAAAGUAUUUUGCAGAGAUCAAGUUCCCACUUCUUACAACCUUAGACGUUGGCUUUGUUAGAUCUGUAGAUAACGAAAUCCUUGAGCUUGUAGGAGAAAAAUGCUCAAAACUAAAAAUCUUGGAAGUUUAUGGGAACAAUAAAUGUACCUCAAGGGCAAAAAUAAGGGAAGGUCUACUCGUAAUCGGAAGGCAGAGUGAUUGUAUUUGA